AUGUGUGGAAGAAAGGUGAGAUUUUUUCAAAACUAAUAAGAACUUUAUAAAUCUAAAGAAAAUUGGAUAGGUUAUAUAAUCAAAGGAGAUGAGGGAAGUAUAAGUAUAUACAAGAUAUUUUAUUUUAUAAUUUUCAGAAACACAAUUGGAAUUUUAUUAAAGGGUAUAUCUACAUUAUUCAUUUAUAAACUAGGAAAAUUGUAAAAGCUCUUCUGCAAGUCAUGUCGCCAAUAGAAUCCAUCUAAUCCUUAGAUCGUAGAUUGUAAAUAGCUUAAAUUAAACUUUGAAAACUAAUAAAGAGAAAAGAUUUAAUAAUUAUAACCAAUAAUCUAGCCUCACAUUAAACGCCUUGAAAACUAUAAGAAAAUUAUACUCAUAUGUAUAGAUGAACAAUAUAUCUAAUGUGGAUCAAAUACUCUGAACUUAUUAGUUGAGAGAGAUAUCAGUUGAGUUAAUUUGAAUGGAACUUAUUUAUUCAAUUACAAAUUGAAGAACAUCAAAAUCCAUGAAUUGAAUAGGUUGGAUAGUUAUAAUAAUACUGUUAGAUCAGCUGCUUUCCUCCUAAUGGUGCUGCAUUCGCAUCUGGUAGUAAUGAUAAUUCAAUUCGUUUAUGGGAUGUUAAGACAGGAAAGAAAAUUUAAUCUAUAGAUGAGAUAUAUAAACAUUUGUUAGCAUAAUUGCAAACUCCACUCUCACAACAGAAUAUUCUUUAAGGUUUUUGCUUUAUUUCAUAUAUAAUUUAGCUAACAUAAAAAUUACAAUCCUCCGUAUAUCUCAAGCACCAUAAUUUUACACAUAAGGUGUGUUAAUCUUAAAAGGAGAGUUUAAAAAUUAUUAAGGCAUUGAUUUAAGAUCAUUUUUUUAAAUAUUUAGGAAGUAAUAUUUGA
Messenger RNA from Paramecium pentaurelia, 887 nucleotides. The record is from the annotation of a GenBank genome assembly. NCBI's taxonomy places the organism in Eukaryota, Ciliophora, Oligohymenophorea, Peniculida, Parameciidae.